Molecule: messenger RNA, 6208 nt
Organism: Phyllopteryx taeniolatus (common seadragon)
Lineage: Eukaryota; Metazoa; Chordata; Actinopteri; Syngnathiformes; Syngnathidae
Product: extracellular calcium-sensing receptor-like
Exons: 10
Coding region: 1201-3849 (882 amino acids)
Biological process (GO): G protein-coupled receptor signaling pathway
Cellular component (GO): membrane
Molecular function (GO): G protein-coupled receptor activity
Source: RefSeq, a predicted model, not a curated record
ACUCUCAAUACACUACUUAAACUCUUUUAAACAUGACUGAGACGCUUUGAUAAACACUCCUGGAAUGGUCUCAUACACGAACCACUGAAACGCUCUCACACAUACAACGGCAAUGCCGUCACAUACACCAUUUUUUAAACAUUCCCACAACCACUACUGAAAUUUUUUUUGCCCAUACACACGACUGAAUCCCUCUUGCACACACGACUAAUACACUAUCACAUUGACAAAUGAAACGCUCUCACAUUCUCAAUUGAAAUGCUCUCAAACACUACUGAAACGCUCACACAUACACUCACACACACGCACGUACACACACACAAACACACACUAAUGAAAAGCUCACACAUGCUACUGAAAUUUAUUUUGUUGACAUUCAGGAACGGGAAAUCGACAGGCGGAUCGGAACAGGAAGUAGAGCUGUAGGUGGCAGACAUGAAGCUGUUGAGGUUCUCUCUAGGAGUGACCGGGUUGGAUAGGAUUAGAAAUUAGCUCACCAGAGGGACAGCCAAGGUUCGAUGUUUUGGAGACAAAGUUAGAGACAGCAGACUUCGAUGGUUUGGACACAUCCAGAGGAGAGAGAGUGAGUAUAUUGGUAGAAGGAUGCCAGGCAAGAGAGCUCGAGGAAGACCAACGAGAACGUUGAUGGAUGUAGGGAUGACACGAGGGCAGUGUUUGAGAGGAGGAAAAGGAUGACACGCGACAUCCUAACGGGAUAAGCUGAAAGGAAAAAAAGAAGUCUUAGACCUCUCUGUCCUUUCGACUUUGCUUGCACCCCAUACACUACAUAGAUACACGUGUGUGUGUGUGCAUGUGUGUGUGUGUCUCUAUCUGUCUCUCCCUAUAACUGAAGGUUGACUUAGGCCUGCUCAGGCGUGACAUGGUGACAUGACACCGCUAAUGUCUCAUCUCCGUUUGGGCUAAAGUGCCUCCUCGUUAUGGUUGUUAUUUAUGUGGAAACAAGGUUUCCUUUUCCAUUGAUUCGCUGGCUCAGGGGAAAUCAGUUCAAUUUGACAGCGAUACUUUGCGACAGGGGGCAUGCACGAUGUAUAUUUAAGGCUAUAAAGGCUUGUGGCUUGUCUGUUGAGCGCUUACACUGUUGCAAUGACGCACUGUGGAAGGUGUCCACUAAAGAGGAUUUUAACAAAACAAUUUGCAGCCAUUUUUAUAGCAUUUGUUUUUAAGACUUUUUAGAAAAACAUGUUUCAGGUUUGGAGUAAGCCCUGUAGGUCGUGGUGGAGGACAGAGCUGGUGGUCUGGAGCAUCCUGUGGGUGGUUAUGUUGUUUCCCCACAAAUCACAUGAAGAUCAGAAGCGACUUUGUGACAUCAUCCCAGGUUCUAUGAACCUGCCAGUGCUGGAAAAAAAGGGAGACAUAGUCUUGGGGGGGCUUUUCUCUCUUCACGAUAUGGUGGUGGAGCCCAGUCUGACGUUCAGCUCCAAGCCCACACCCACUCAAUGCACCAGAUUUAACUUCCGGACAUUCCGCUGGAUGCAGACCAUGAUCUUUGCUAUUGAGGAGAUCAACAAGGAGGGCAAACUGCUUCCCAAUGUCACUCUGGGAUAUAAGAUCUAUGACUCGUGCAGUACCGCCCACCAGGCUCUCAAGGCCGCCAUGGAGCUGAUGGACAGCGAGAACGCUUCCAUGGCCGAAGGGGGGCUGCAGGGUCAUAGCAUCUGCAGGGGGGCUGUACCUGCCGUGAUAGGGGAUGGAGGCUCCACCCAGUCUCUGGUCGUGGCCCGCUUCUUAGGGGUCCUCCACGUGCCGCAGGUGAGUUACUUUUCUAGCUGUGCUUGUCUGAGUGACAAAAAGGAGUUUCCUGCUUUCCUAAGGACCAUGCCCAGUGACUUCUUCCAGGUGGAUGCACUUGUACAACUGGUCAAACAUUUUGGCUGGACGUGGGUGGGUGUGAUUGCAGGGGAUGAUGCAUAUGGCCGUGGAGGUGCAAACAUCUUUGCUGAUGAGGUUAGAAAAUUAGGCGCAUGUGUGGCCCUCCAUGAAAUCAUUCCCAAACACCGAACACAGAAGGCAAUUUCAUCCAUCAUUUCCCAAAUCCGCUCCCUGGGGGCACGUGUGGUCCUGGUGUUUGCCUUGGAACAGGACGCAGCGGCGCUCUUCGAUGAAGCUCUCAGGGAGGGUCUCAACGGGAUACAGUGGCUGGCCAGUGAGGCUUGGAGCACAGCGGCUGUUCUGUCCACUCCCGAAAAGUACCAGGCCAUCCUGCAGGGCUCCAUGGGCUUCGCCAUCCGUCGAGUGGACAUCCCUGGACUGCGUGACUUCCUGCUCCGCCUGCAUCCAUCUAACCCCGAUGCUAGUGAAGACCCUUUUCUGAUUCCAUUUUGGGAAGACGUUUUCCAAUGCAGCCUGGGUGAGGGAAGUGACAACCCACCAUGCACCGGAGCAGAAGAUCUGAGGAGUGUGGCAAAUAUCUACUCGGACGUGUCCCAGCUGAGGAUAUCCUACAAUGUGUAUAAAGCAGUGUAUGCUAUAGUGUAUGCACUGAGGAGCAUGGGAGACUGUGAGGAUGGGAAAGGCCCUUUUGCUCUUCAGGCAUGUCCAGAUGCACAUAGCAUACAGCCAUGGCAGCUGCUUCACUACAUAAAACAGGUGGAGUACUUCAAUUCCUUUGGAGAUGAUAUCACAUUUGACGGGAAUGGUGACCCGGCGGCCAUGUACGACCUGGUCAACUGGCAGCUGAGACCUAGCGGAGGGCUCCAGUUCGUCACCAUCGGAAAGUUUGAUGAGACGGUUGCAAACAGACAGCAGACGCUCCGAAUCCAAAGCGAGGAUAUCGUGUGGAACGGCAACCAGACGCAAGUUCCGCUCUCAGUAUGUAGCAACAUUUGUCCUCCGGGCACCCGCAAGGCGAUCCGACCUAACUUCCCUAUCUGCUGCCAUGAUUGCAUGGUGUGUGCAGCAGGGGAGAUUAGCAAUCAGACUGACGCCAUAGAGUGUGUGCGCUGCCUUCCCGAGUUCUGGUCCAACAGCGAGAGGACUGCCUGCAUCCCUAAACAGCUGGAGUUCCUCUCAUUCAGCGACACCAUGGGCAUAACGCUGAUGGUGAUAGCUCUCAUUGGCUCCUUCUGCACCUGCGUUGUGGUCUUAGUCUUCUCCUACCAUAGGACCACCCCCGUGGUCAGGGCCAACAAUUCGGGGCUGAGCUUCCUGCUGCUCUUCUCUUUAACCUUGUGCUUCCUGUGCUCGCUCACCUUCAUCGGCCGGCCCUCCCGGUGGUUGUGCAUGCUGCGCCGCACGGCCUUCGGCAUCACUUUUGUGCUCUGUAUCUCAUGUAUCCUGGGGAAGACGAUAGUGGUGCUGAUGGCUUUCAAGGCCUCACUUCCCGGCAGUCAGGUCAUGAGGUGGUUUGGGCCUGCACAGCAAAAAGCCAUCAUUAGUCUUUGCACUCUGGUUCAGGUGCUUAUCUGCACCGUGUGGCUCACCGUGGCCCCCCCAACCCCUCUCCAGCUGAUUCCCCGUGAGAGCGCCAUUGUCAUUCUUCUGUGCGACGAGGGAUCGCCGGUGGCCUUCGGUUUGGUCCUGGGCUACAUCGGCCUGCUGGCUUGCCUCUGCCUCCUGCUGGCCUUCCUGGCCCGGAAGCUUCCAGACAAUUUUAAUGAGGCACGUCUCAUCACCUUCAGCAUGCUCAUCUUCUGCGCCGUGUGGGUGGCCUUCGUUCCCGCGUACAUCAGCUCCCCAGGAAAGUACUCCACAGUCACUGAGGUGUUUGCCAUUCUCGCUUCCAGCUAUGGCCUGCUGGGCUGCAUCUUUGCACCAAAGUGCUACUUAAUUCUCUUUCGGCCCGAGAAGAACACCAGGAAACACAUCAUGCCCAGAAUGGACAAGUUUUAGGAAAUAUUUUCCUCAUGUUAUAACAGUAGUCGACAGCCAGCAUGGCCUUCUGUGCAGGCCUAAUCACUGCCAGAAACACUCACCAACUUUUAUAGCUUAAGUUCUAAUGUUUGGUCCUUAAAAUUCUAUUAAUUUAUUCUUAACAGUCUAUUGUCUUCAUGUCAAUGCCUCUGUAUAUGUUAGAUUUUAUAUUUUAAUUUUUUUCCACUUAGAUUUCAGACUGCCCAGGGCCGUCAAAAUCAGUAGUGCUGGCCAAUGUAACUUUAACUAUAUUAGUAUGGGACUGUUUCUUUAAACAAUAAGAUUUCAAAAAUAUCUUCACGGGGCCAGAGCACUGGCCCUCGGUGAUGUCUGCAUUUUCCCAUCCUCUGAUUGGUCGGUCAGAGCAAAACCUAUUACAGCCAAGUUUGACUAGCUAAAGACAUCUGUCGUGAUCUGCCUGCCUAAAUACAUUUAAGUAUCAAAAUCAGCAUCUCUGGUGCGUAUGAUGUAUUUUAUUUACACUUUUUAUGCUUUUGGUGGUGUUAUUAGACAAACAUUGAUGUUGUAUUUCUCCAGAUUAUGUACCUUGCAUAGUUGGGUGCUGAUAUUGAUAUUGUUUUUCCGGUAUGGAUGGUUUCUCUAAUUGCGAUGUGAUAUUGGUGGUAUUAAGUGAUGGAUAAAAAUGGCUAACUCCCCACUGAAGGCCCAGGUACCAAAUGCACGACACUGCUUAGCACAUUUAUUAAACCACCUGUCAAAAACAGACCAUGAAAUGCUUUAAUGCAAACUAUUUCAAUUUCCGACAGCGCUCAACAUUUGACCAUUGUUAACAUAAAACAAUGUUUUUCUGUUCAGGAGUACAACUAAAUUAUAUUAUAAUUUGACAUCUUAAUCAAGAAAUAAAAGUGUGCCUCCAUUUCAAAAGUUCAAGGAUGAAUUUUAGCAUGCAAAUGUCAUUAUGGUUAAAGAGGUUUUACAUACUGAUGUAUUAACCAUUAUAGAAAUCUUAAAAAACAUAUCUUGAUAGGUUUGUUAGGUGUAGCUGUGGCAUCACACCCUUCCAUUGGGUGCUUAUAAUAUUUUUUGUUAAGCAUUGUAUGUUACAAGACAUGACACAAUUGUAUUAGAAUAUGCCGUUUAAGCCUUUAUUAGUCUCACAGUGGGAAAACUCUGUAAUAAGAGGAUUUUGUUUCUCAGUGGUCCUUGAGCAGUAAAAAAAACAUCUUUUGCUUUUGUACCACGAGGUGGCAGCACCACGUAGUGUUACACUGCCUUCAUUCACGUAAACACGUUUUAAAAAAUAUUGUUUAAAAAAACAGUUAUAGUUAAAGCAUAUUUUUAAACAAUGUUCAAACAGUUCUUAUAAAAGCUAGUUCAAAAAUAAGUUUUUAUUUUGACUAAAGAUUUUUUAAUUUCGCUUUAUUUUUGUUUCAUCUGUAUGCUCAACGUCAGUUAUUGGCAUAACACCAUAUAUAUAACAUAUGUACAAGAAUUGAAGAGCUCUAUAAAAAACAAACCGCAGAAUAAAAAUGAUAUAAACUAAAAGGCAUAUUUAGAUUUACAAUAAUAAGUUGGAGCAGAAUUAUUGCAGGCAGAAUAAAAAAUAAUAUUUUUCAGACACGGCAUAUAAUGUGCAGCCUUGUGUUUGACUACAGUGUAUCUUAAAAUUUUACAUUGGUUAUGAAUUAAUGAAAAUAUGCACAGUAUAAAAUUUCUCUGCCUUAUUGCUGCAGAAAGAUGUACCCAAUAUAUUGUUAGGUCAGCUUUUAAGAAAACAAAUUCAUAGUCAUGUUUGUGUUGCCUAUAAACAAAACAAAACAAAAAAGCAAUCUUGGGUCAUGUGACUUGCCAUAGCUGCUUUAGACUGAUAUUGAUUAUCCAGAAGGAAGUGAUCAGUCAUGUUCCUGUGGCUCGUUAGGUGGUCGAGGGCUCCCUAAAAGAAAGGUUGCGACUCGAUUGGCACUUUAACCAAGUUUUCAGUCUUUUUCUAAUUUCACCCUUCUUAUAUUGCAUUUGUUUACAAUACAAUACAAGAUGCUGAAUUUCUCAAAGUUCCAAGAAAAAAAAAAGAAAUAAUCAAACUGACAAAACUGACUUUGAAGGGUACUGUUUCCUAUUUAAGCGCACACUCUCGUUUGACUUGUACAGUUAGUUUAAUCUAAUUGUGUUUCUGAUUAAAACAAAGAAAUCGUCUCACUGUUACUUUGUUUUCAUAAACCAAUAGCCUACACGUUGUGAAUUUGUCGUUUAAAUUUAAACUUACAUUUUCUUCAGGUUUCAAAUGAAAAAGAAGUCAUAAAAAUUGAAGACCGAUGCUUUUUAUUGGAAAGCAACAAUAUCAACGUUGCUUUAGUUCUGUAUGCUUAAUGUGCAAGAA